Messenger RNA from Arachis stenosperma, 1088 nucleotides. RefSeq lists its product as uncharacterized. NCBI's taxonomy places the organism in Eukaryota, Viridiplantae, Streptophyta, Magnoliopsida, Fabales, Fabaceae. The transcript is spliced from 5 exons. Gene Ontology annotation, cellular component: mitochondrial large ribosomal subunit; ribosome. Gene Ontology annotation, biological process: translation; negative regulation of translation. Gene Ontology annotation, molecular function: structural constituent of ribosome; mRNA binding. Bases 273 to 872 code for a protein of 199 amino acids. The record is from RefSeq and is a predicted model, not a curated record.
ACCCCUUGUUUGAAACCCUAAGCCUCACCCUCUCACUCUCUCAGUCUCUGCCCGCCCUCCCUCGGCGUCGCUUCUCACCGUCACCGUCACGCCGUCUCGCCUCUCUCCACUUCUUUGCUUUCGUUCCACUUUCAAAUCCUCACUCAUUCUCUCAAACUGCGGCUACUCACUCAACUCACCAUUUUCCUAUCAGGUAGUGUUAUUCUGUUCUCAAGUUAACUGAACCGGUGAAAUUUUUGUGAGGAAGUUCGAAACAAGAAACCGAGGUCAAAAUGAAGAUGGUUAACGCUUUCAACAUGAAGAGAGCAGCGGCUGGAUUAAGGCGCAUUAAUCUUGAUGGUCUCCGGUGGCGGGUUUUCGAUGCCAAGGGACAGAUUCUUGGGAGGUUAGCAUCUCAAAUUGCUACUGUAGUUCAGGGAAAGGAUAAGCCAACUUAUACACCUAAUCGUGAUGAUGGAGAUAUGUGCAUUGUGCUUAAUGCAAAGGAUGUUUGUGUCACUGGGAGAAAACUUACAGACAAGGUCUAUUACUGGCAUACAGGGUAUGUGGGCCACCUCAAGGAAAGGACUUUCAAGGAUCAGAUGGCCAAAGAUCCUACAGAAGUCAUUCGCAAAGCUGUUUUGCGCAUGUUGCCUAGAAACAAAUUGCGUGAUGAUAGGGAUCGAAAGCUGAGGAUCUUCCCCGGCAGUGAGCAUCCGUUUGGUGAUCGACCACUUGAACCUUAUGUAAUGCCUCCUAGAAGCGUACGAGAAAUGCGGCCACGAGAAAGGCGUGCAAUGGUUCGAGCACAGAAGAAGGCUGAACAGCAACAACAGAAUACUGAUGGAACCAAGAAAGGCAAAAAGAGAGAAGCUCCAGAGGAGAGUGCAUAAGGACGUUAGUCAACUCUAUGAAGAUGAUUCUGUUCUAUGGUAUUCUGAAUCUCAAAAGGGCAUGGUUAAAGAAACCUUCUUUGAUUCACUAGUUAUGAUUUCUUGCAACUUUUUAGUGUGAAUUUUUUAACUUAUGAAAUUAGAGUUGCUUCCAAAUCGUGAGUAUGAAUAAUAAACAUCGUCAUUUCUCUUACAUGGGUAUUGCUUUGUGGGAAA